Sesamum indicum (sesame) is the source of this 2815-nucleotide messenger RNA. RefSeq names its product putative methyltransferase PMT18. Gene Ontology annotation, molecular function: methyltransferase activity. Gene Ontology annotation, cellular component: cytoplasm; endosome; trans-Golgi network. Lineage: Eukaryota; Viridiplantae; Streptophyta; Magnoliopsida; Lamiales; Pedaliaceae. The record is from RefSeq and is a predicted model, not a curated record.
UCGGAAACUUGGAGCUGUGAAUGUCCCAGAUGUGGAUACGAUGCUAUCCUUCGUGCGUCUAAAUAUUUCACUCUCCCACACUCAAUCCCAUCUUUCUUUUCCUAUUAAGCUUUUUGUUUUUCCCUUUCUUCUCUCACACUUCUGCUUCACCUCUCUCCCACAUGGACAAUGUUGGCUGUAGUCAUGAGUGAACCCCCACGCCCCUUAUGAUCAUAAACUAUUUUGGUAUAUUAGCAGGAAAAGGUUAUGAAGAGCUGCUCUACCGAGGUGUGCUUGCUUAUCAAGAAUCUUGUGAAAGAGGUGUAUUUGCAUGCAGAUUAGAGUUAUCUGAUUUCCACUGAUGAUCAGUUUGUCUUGAUCUGAAACAUAGUAAGGUUGUCUUACUCCAUCGACGAGCGUGCCUUUUCUCUAUUUCCUACUAUCUUCUCUCUUGGCACCUAACCUUAAAGGAGCAGCAACGGUAUAAUGGCUAAGGAUUAUGGUGGAUCACCAAAGCCUCAUCAGCUGGAUAUGAAACGAAAACGUCUCACUUGGAUUUUAGCUGUGAGUGGCCUAUGCGUCUUGUUUUACGUUUUUGGAGCUUGGCAGGGUAGAAGUCCUACUCCAUCCAGCCAGUCGGAUCUGUCCUCAAAAGUCGGCUGUGAUGUCCGCACCGGUGGGCAGGGAAACCGUGAUCUUCCAUCGUCAUCCGCUAUGAGUCAAGACGCCCUCGACUUUGAGAGCCAUCAUGAGUUAUCAGUCAACAGUUCUCAAGACAUUGAGAAAUUUCCGCCUUGUGAUAUAUCAUACAGUGAAUAUACUCCCUGUGAAGAUCAACAAAGGAGUAAGAAAUUCGAUCGGGAUCGGUUCAAAUAUAGAGAAAGGCAUUGCCCGACUAAGCAAGAGCUCUUACGAUGCCUCGUACCCGCUCCCCCAAACUAUAAGAGGCCUUUCAAAUGGCCACAGAGCAGAGACUACGCCUGGUAUGCUAACAUUCCUCAUAAGGAGCUAAGCAUUGAGAAGGCUGUUCAGAACUGGAUCCAAGUCGAAGGUGAACGCUUCAGAUUUCCUGGAGGCGGUACAAUGUUUGCAAAUGGGGCCGAUGUUUACAUUGACGAUAUCAACGCUCUCAUCCCUAUUACGGAUGGAAGCAUUCGAACUGCUCUUGAUACAGGCUGUGGGGUAGCUAGUUGGGGUGCUUACCUACUGAAGCGGGACAUUGUAGCUAUGUCUUUUGCUCCAAGAGAUACACAUGAAGCACAAGUGUGGUUUGCAUUGGAACGAGGUGUUCCGGCCAUGAUUGCCAUACUAAGUUCCAAAAGGCUUCCGUAUCCUUCUAGAUCUUUCGACAUGGCUCACUGUUCUCGUUGCCUGAUCCCAUGGCCCGAUUACGAUGGGCUGUAUCUGAUUGAAGUCGACAGGGUUCUUAGGCCUGGUGCCUACUGGAUACUCUCUGGUCCUCCCAUCCGUUGGCAGAAAUACUGGAAAGGUUGGGAUAGAUCCAAAGAAGACUUGAAACAAGAGCAAGAUUCAAUUGAGGACUUAGCUAAACGGCUCUGCUGGAGAAAAGUCAUCGAGAAGGGAGAUCUGGCAAUUUGGCAAAAACCAAUCAACCAUGUUGAAUGUCUUAAGAACAAAGAAAUGUAUGCUCAACCAGAAAUGUGCAAAUCAGACAGUCCUGAUGCAGCCUGGUACAAAGACAUGGAAGCAUGCAUAACCCCAUUGCCUGAGGUAAGCAAUCCAAAUGAGGUUGCAGGUGGUGCAUUACAGAAAUGGCCGGAACGUGCAUUCGCCGUUCCACCAAGAAUUAGCAGUGGUUCAAUCCCAGGCAUCAAUGCCCAGAAAUUCCAAGAGGAUACCGAGAUGUGGAAGGAACGAAUUGUAUAUUACAAAUCCCUUGUUACUGAUUUACCACAAGGACGUUAUCGGAAUGUAAUGGACAUGAACGCUAAUUUAGGAGGAUUUGCAGCAGCCAUGAUGAGAUUCCCAGUUUGGAUUAUGAACGUGGUUCCAGCUAAUACACAACCGGACACACUGGGGGCGAUAUACGAAAGGGGUUUCAUCGGGGCGUACCAGGACUGGUGUGAAGCAUUCUCGACCUACCCCCGAACUUAUGACCUCAUCCAUGCAGCCGGUGUCUUCAGCAUGUAUCAAGACAGGUGCGACAUUACUUACAUUCUACUCGAGAUGGAUAGAAUCCUAAGGCCGGAGGGCACAGUUAUUUUCAGAGACAUGGUAGAAGUUCUGGUGAAGAUCAAAGGCAUAACGGAUGGAAUGCGAUGGAACAGUAAAAUCAUCGAUCACGAAAGCGGACCAUUUAAUCCCGAGAAAAUUCUUCUUGCCUCGAAAACAUACUGGACUGCUUAAUAUGGUAGACUUUUCUGCACAUGAAUUCUCUUCAAUAAUUGGCCUUUUGCCUUUUCCUUUUCGGACAAGAAGUCUUAGUCGAUUAGAUAGGAAGUAGAGUGAUAUUUAACAUCAGUUACUACAUGUAUCACUCUUUGUUCUUCUUCUUGCUCUCUCUGUCCUUUCUUUUGAAUUUUUUCCCUCUACAGUUUCUGUAUCCAUUUUAGCUAGGCCAGGCUGCUAGUGUAACUGCACGAAGUUGCUUAUCGCUUUUUCGUCGCGAAUUGGCGACACUUUUAGAUAGUAGACAUCUAUUUUUAUGCAUUACAUAGUUGUAAGUUUGAGAGAUUGAAGUGACCUUCAAGUGGCUGUACAGGGGAUUCCUUCUCUAUAAUACCAAGAUCUUCCCUUAUAAGGCCUGCUUCUUGGUUAUACAUAUUAUGCCUAUAUCAUCUUCUAUGGAUAAUCAAAAGGAUUAAUUGCAUUUUGA